AUGUAUUUAGUGACAUUUAGUACAGAUAAAGAGUUGGACAACAAAGAAGACAUGGAGGCCUCUCAAGAUACAGAGUACACUGCAUCCAAACACAAUUUAAACUCAACCACAAAGACUGAAAUGCUGGGAAACAAUGGCACCCUUGUGACCACGCUUGAUCUCACAGUGGGAGAGGAACGUUAUGGCACCAACCAUCCGCCUGCAGCCACACCUCCAUUACAGACUGGCAAGGAGAGACGUGAAGAGACUACAUCUGAUUUACCAGUGCAGUCAUCAUCCACAACUCCAUCUGUUUUACAGGCAACAAACAGAGCCACAGAUUACUCAAAAAACAAAGAUGACGAAAAGCCAAAAUGGUUUGGAAGUUUAUUGGGACUAUUAACAGAGUACAACCCGUCUGAUGUCAUAGGUACAUGCAUACUGGGACCAUGUGUGGUCUCCACUGGCGGCAAUGUGACCCGGCUACAGUGGGAGGACUUAAAACGGACACUAACCUUUGCUUGGGAGCUUCAUGUGUAUGGUUCAGCUGUAUUGUUUCUUUUGGUGGUUGUAGCUGCAACCUUCGGAGUGAUCAGUGGGGCUAAUAUGCACUAUCCGUUUUGCGAGGCCUUCACCCUUGCUAACAUCUUACUUCUGCUAGCAGGUCUGCUUCGAUCUGUACACCUCAUAAUUGACCCAUAUGGUUCCAGAAGCAUUCUGCCUCGGCCCGCCCUCACAGCUUUGUAUAACUUACCUGUUCCCUUAUUGCUCUGGGCCCAAGCCACACUGGCACUUCUUGCUUUGAGAGAAGAAACAUCACCACAGCGGCUUUCGGUGACUGGGGGGCUGGCAGCACUGCACUGUACCUCCCUCAUGUUGGCUGACCUGCUAUCCAAAACCUUAUCACCAGCACUGCCAUUAAUGCUGCAGACACUUACUAUUUGUUGGGGGUUACCACUUUGUUUAGGAAUCUUUUUCCAGUCUCUAAGGCAACUCUACGUCUCCCAUAGGACCCCACUACCAAGGUGGAGUGCCCCGAAGCGCUUAGAAAACAGUGUCAGGCGUGUGCUGUUGCUGUGUGCCCUACUCGGAGUGCUCUCUUGUGCAUUGCAAAUCUAUAGUUUCCUUUGGCUGUAUGGGUUACUUGGGGACUGGCGCAGAUUUGGGUGGGGCUGGUGGCUUGGGCAGCUCUCUGCUCGACUUCUUGAGCUGGCCUGGAGUUUCUCUCUUUUACUAUUGGGAUCUCGGGUGUUCUGGAGACCACAAGGAAGUAAGCAGACAGCUGAGAGAGCAGGGAAGAAGAAACAGGUGUCACGCUGGAACAGGCUAUUGGAUAGGUUACCAAUGGGGCCUUGGAGAAGACCGGACAGGAACUGGGCUGAACUGUUGCCGAAUAACUGGAAAAAUCACAAGCAGUCUCGUGCAAAUGUCAGCCCUUCGGUCAUCAGAAACCAAGCCACUCCAGCGACCUCAAUAAUGACUGUGCAUGACAACACUGGAGGUCUUAGUGGAGGCGUCCUAUACAGCAGCAGUUAUGACCAUCACGCCUCUCCUCUGUGGACUAGUGGUGUGGAAUGGCAAGAACACGAGUGCUUUCUCUCACUUAUUGAGUUUGACCUUCAGCCCCCUUCACCCAUCAACCUCCAUCAUAGCAUUGACAAGGCCCUCCAUCAUGCCCACAUGCUCGGUGUUGGUACCCUUUUCACUCCUUCAGCACCUUCCUGGACCCAAAAUGAAAGAUCAAGUGGUCCGCUCUGUGAUAAUGCUGCGUCACCCUCCUCCCCAACUAACAAAGCCUAUAGGUGGGCUUUAGAUAAUGGCUUGAGUCCUAAGCAUCUUGGCACUGUGGUACAACAGACUCAAGUGUCUGUGAUUGAGCCCCCAGCUUCCUUAACUCCAGAGACUGCCAGAAAAGUGUGGGAGAAAGAUAUGACCAUCCCAAGAGUCACUGCAAAUGAUGACUGCACCAGCUUAUCGAGUGAAGAUGAUGUCACUAAUUUUUGAAAUACUAAAUUGUUUAGCACUUUGGCACUUUCCACUUGCAAAAUUUAAGUGAUUUAGAUUUAAAAGUUUGUAAAUAGAUAAUCUUACUAUUCAAGUAAUUUAUUCAACAUUUUUAUUUACUGGAGUGUAAUGCAUACAUUAAAUGUGUAAUUAGUCAUUUUUAAAAGCUCUCUCUUCAUCUAUAAAUCUAUUUAAUACAUGUUCUAUGAAAUCUCUGAAUACUGUUUUUACAAACUGCAUAAAAAUAAAUAAAUAAAUAUUGUAACCCACUGACUCAUACUAAUAAAGGCACUUAAUUUUA
Puntigrus tetrazona (Sumatra barb) is the source of this 2284-nucleotide messenger RNA. RefSeq names its product proline-rich transmembrane protein 3. NCBI's taxonomy places the organism in Eukaryota, Metazoa, Chordata, Actinopteri, Cypriniformes, Cyprinidae. The transcript has 3 exons. The coding region runs from base 1 to 1983 and encodes 660 amino acids. The record is from RefSeq and is a predicted model, not a curated record.